AUGGUUGCUCUUCUUGCUGGAUGUUCUGCUGGAGGGCUGGCUUCCAUACUUCACUGUGAUGAAUUUAGAGAACUGUUCCCAGAAGAAAUUAUAGUUAAAUGCCUCGCUGAUGCUGGCAUGUUCCUUGAUGUAGUUGAUGUGGCGGGGGGGCGCAGCAUUAGAAACUUCUUCAAUGGUGUGGUUACUUUGCAGGGAGUGUCAAAAAACCUACCAGAAUACUGCACAUCAACAAUGGAUCCAACUUCGUGCUUCUUUCCCGAGAACCUGGUGGCAAAUAUUAAAACCCCACUUUUUCUUUUAAAUGCAGCAUAUGAUGUAUGGCAGCUGUAUGAAAGUUUGGCUCCUCCCAGAGCUGAUCCCGAAGGCUACUGGACUGCAUGCAAAGCAAAUUACAACAAUUGCAAUUCCAGUCAACUUCAGGUCCUGCAAGAUUUUAGACAGAGGAUGGUUGAUUCUGUAAAAGAAUUUCAAUUGCUUCAGAAGAAUGGGGUUUUUAUUAAUUCCUGCUUCGCUCACUGUCAAACAGAGAGGCAGGAUACUUGGCAUGGACCUGCUUCUCCAGCCAUUUCCAAUAAGGGGAUUGCCAAAUCUGUAGGCGAUUGGUACUUCGAGAGAGCAGUGGUGAAGGAAAUUGACUGUCCCUACCCGUGCGACCCAACCUGCCACAACCUUGUUUUUAAUGCAAGUAGUAUAUUUUUGUGA
Phalaenopsis equestris is the source of this 702-nucleotide messenger RNA. Its product is annotated as pectin acetylesterase 3-like. Gene Ontology annotation, molecular function: pectin acetylesterase activity. The transcript has 8 exons. The coding region runs from base 1 to 702 and encodes 233 amino acids. The record is from RefSeq and is a predicted model, not a curated record. Gene Ontology annotation, cellular component: plant-type cell wall. NCBI's taxonomy places the organism in Eukaryota, Viridiplantae, Streptophyta, Magnoliopsida, Asparagales, Orchidaceae. Gene Ontology annotation, biological process: cell wall organization.